AGCUCUCCGGCGGCAUUCAGCCACGGCGCGCACACUCUAGACGAGGAGGGCUGCACUGAUCGCACGCACGCGUGGACGACAUCCCUCGGCGCGCGGAGCGGCUGCCGCCCGGACGCCAGCGGCAAGCCACAGCUCACGAGCUUGGGGCAGCGCCCAUCACGCCAUCGACGCGACAUGGGCAAGAUCAAGCGCGCCAAGACGCCCGACGGCCCGCGCGAGCAGAGCCCCGUCGCCAAGGCUGCUGCUGUGUCCGCGCUGCGAGAAACACUAAGAAUAUCGGAGGCGGCCAACGCGAGUGAAAGGAGAGAAAGCGCGAGACGGUUAUCCCAGCAAGCGCACCGCUUUGCUACUUCCGAGGACGGUCUGGGCAUUGAGAGGGUACAAAUCGAGGCCGACGUGAGGGUCCGACGAGUGCUCAACGCCCUUCGUGAUAAAGACGACCAACUCGCGACGGCGCACCGAAGAAUAGAAGACCUCGAGAACCAGCUCGAUUUGUCCAGAGAGGAGUGCGCCAAGUUGAAAGAGCGGUGCCUCGGGCUGGAGGACUCUCUACAAGCGAAGAAGCAGGAACUAAGUCAUUCGGAGGCCGUUUCCACCCAACGGAAAAUGGAGGGCGCGCGCAUCAAGGGGUUGCUGGCGGACUGUAGGUUUGACCUGGACCUGUUGGGUAGCAAAUAUGAAAGAUUAUUGGACGAGCGCGCGACCAUUGGAUUAUCUCGCGAAUUAGUCGACGCCGCGCGCCGGGACAUGGGCGGCUCGUUCCAGGACGACGGGUCCGCCGCCUCGUCCGCCAAGUCCUUCGACGUCGUCUCUCGGCUGCAGGCCGGCGUGAAGGCGUCGAAGGCCGCGGACGCGGAUUCGCAGAACGAGAUCCUCGUCGAGGAGCCGCCCAAAUUUGCGGCGAACGAGUCGGACUCGGACGACUAA
This is a messenger RNA of Pelagomonas calceolata, 927 nucleotides long. The record is from the annotation of a GenBank genome assembly. NCBI's taxonomy places the organism in Eukaryota, Pelagophyceae, Pelagomonadales, Pelagomonadaceae.